Molecule: messenger RNA, 2622 nt
Organism: Sitophilus oryzae (rice weevil)
Lineage: Eukaryota; Metazoa; Arthropoda; Insecta; Coleoptera; Curculionidae
Product: THO complex subunit 7 homolog
Exons: 2
Coding region: 158-721 (187 amino acids)
Biological process (GO): mRNA processing
Cellular component (GO): THO complex part of transcription export complex
Source: RefSeq, a predicted model, not a curated record
UUUUGGUAGUGGCAACACUGUUUUAUAGACCAAUUUUAAACAUAUAUUUUAAAUGUUUAAAACAAAAUAUCUAGUAAUAUUGAAACGGGCGAGAAACGGAUAAUACGCUUAAUAUAAGCACUUUUACUUUAUAACUGUUUAUAAUAAAUAUAAUACUAUGUCUGAAGAAUUUAUUAUAAAACGAAGACUUUUGUUUGACGGUGAAGGUACAGGUGACGAUAAAAAAAUAAACAAUUUGUUAAAGUUACUCAUAUCGUGGUUAUUAGAAUCUGAUACAAACACUAAAUCAGAUAUCACAUAUGACGCGUUGAUGGCCCAACUGCAUUCACUUAUUUUUAAUAGAAAAAAAUCAUUACUGUCCAGUGCCAGUACGAAUAAACAAAGACAACUCAUGAAGAAUUUGUACAACAUAUAUAAAGAGAGAAUAGAAUUAAUUAGGAAAGAUAUUGUAAAGCAGGACGGUUUGUUGGAGAAUGCCAAAAUUACUAAUCGUAUGUAUAUUACGUACAAUCUAAUAUGUCAAACCAUUGCUAAAGAGUUGCCCAGAAGAAAACUUCAAUCUAAAAUUGAUAUUCUUAAAAGAGAAAUAUCUGAAUUAGAAAUCAGAAAACAUGUACUAGGUAACACCUUUAACUGCAAAGUAAAGCAAUGUCGUGUACUUUCAACUUCAGCUAAUAAUAUAUAUAAAGAAUUAGGAAGUGAAGUAAACGAUUCUGAUUAAAAACCAGUAUUAUAUUUAUUACCUAUUUAGUUUUAUAUCAAUAUUAUUUUCGUUUGUAGUUGAAGAGCAUUCAAUAAAAGUCCACUUAAACCAAUAAUUGUUUUUAUUUACUGUUAUCAUAUUCCUUAUAGUAAAAAAUGUACUUUAUAAAAUAUUUUGGUACCUUACAUAAAGGCAGUAUGUCAGAUGCAUUAAAAAGCACAGCAUCCUCUGAAGUAAAAAAAAGAAUUUCUGCCACUAUCAAUUCAUAAUUUCCAUAAUAUAUUAAUAUAAAAACUUUUACACAUCACAUAUUAAAAACAAUGUUUCUUUAGCAAAAUAUCAUUUAAUUGUUUUACAAUAUACUGAAAGAUUUAGUUUUUAAAAAACAAUUGUUUUAGACAUAGCUUUUACAUUAUUUCUUAAUGUUGAUGAUUUAAUUUUGCUAAAGAAUUACUCAUAACUAAUUAUAAAUGGCAUACUAACACAAAUACAAUAUACAAAGGCAAAAAGAAUUACAUUACAUUUUAAAGCACUGGUUAACAGUUUAAAAAUAACGAUAUUUUGUACUACUGUAUAAAAAAUAUAGUGAGUGCAAAAACAACAAAUGUGUUUUUACAAUAAUACAAAAUAUUUUAUCCUACCUAAAAAUAUUUUUUUACAAUAAAAUAUGUACAACAGUUCUAACUCAUAUAAAUAAACUUAAAAUAUACAGGUUUUGAUAUUGUGCAAAUAAAUAAAGAUUUAAUAGCUGCAUUCCCAUGUAAAAUAGGAGAAAUAUUUUAAAACAUUAUUUACAUUAAAGGAACAUUUGACUUAAUUUAGAAACUUUUAAUUUGAAAGAAUAAUCAGUUAAAAUAUGAUAUGUUUAUAAAUAUAAUUAAAUAGACUAUGUAAUAGGACCUGCUCAAUUAAUUUUGUUGCCUACCGUCCAUCUAUAUUUCUCGUGAAAUAAAUAUUAACAUCCUAAGUUAAAUGUAACUAUAUUUUAUUAGUUCUUGUAAAGGAGUUUUUUUAUUUGACAUGAACAACAGAUAAAAAUAAAAAUAAAUAUUGUUAAAUAAAAAAUAAUUUUAUGACCUUUUAAAAUUAAUGUCCAGUCUAAUUAAAUAUAUUCACAAACAUAUUUUUGUUAUUAAAUCCGGCAAGAAGAAAUUGUAGCCCGAUAUAUAAAUAAAUAUUCCAUUUUUAUGUAGUAUUGACACAUGACAUAAAUAAUUUAGGCCAAAUACACGUGACUUUAAAGAUAAACAAUUUUAGAUAAUGUAUAAUUAAAAACAUAUAAGAAAUGUAUAUCAUUCUAUGUGCUAUAAGUUCAGAGACAAAAAUACUGUUUUAUAUAAUGUCAAUAUUUUGGCAAUUCUCUGUAUUUUGCCUUACUUAUUAGUUAUAAAAUUAUAUCUAAUAAUAAGAAUUCAAUUCCCAAGGUUUUAAAUAAUUAAUAUUUCCAUAUAGUUCGUGGGGCGACAUCUAGAGAUUUCUUAAAUCAAAUACAUAAAUUUGGGUUGAUAAUUUUUUAGAAUGAUUGUCAAAUCUUUCUAUUAUUCAUUUAACUUAUACAGAUUUAAACGUAUUUUUAUUGCAAUUAAGAUUUUAACUAAAAUUGUUAUGCUCAAUCAGAAAAAAAAUAUAAAUAUCUUUCUUAAAAUUAGUUGAUAAUAAAAGAAAAUUAACUAAAACGUAACUUUCAAGGCAUUUUAGAAAUCAGAUGUCUGCAUCCACCUGUUCUAAAGUUUAUUUUUUGAGAUUUCCUAUAAUAGUAUGUAGAUAUAGAGGCGAUUGAAGCAAUAAAACUUGUCAUUUUUUUAAUAUACAGAGUCUCCCAGAAAUAAGUGCAAGUAUUUUAACUGGUAGUACAGUUCAACCCCAGAAACACGCCUAUGAGGUUUUUUUCGUGAAAAAAAAUAUUUUAAAAUUCGAAA